Molecule: messenger RNA, 570 nt
Organism: Nerophis lumbriciformis (worm pipefish)
Lineage: Eukaryota; Metazoa; Chordata; Actinopteri; Syngnathiformes; Syngnathidae
Source: RefSeq, a predicted model, not a curated record
AUGUCUGUCAAGUGUGUCUUGGUCGGGGACUGCGCAGUGGGGAAGACUGCCCUCCUAGUCAGCUUCAUUUCUGGAACUUUCCCUGAUACCUACAAGCCCACGGUGUUUAACAAUACCGGGGCAGAGGUGUACAUGGAUGGUGUUUUGAUUAGUCUGGGUCUGUGGGACACAACAGGACAGGACAACUUCAGACAGAUCCGACCCCGAUCCUACCAGCAAGCCGACAUAGUGCUUGUCUGCUACUCGGUGGCAAAUCGUAACUCUCUGGUUAAUGCACAAAGCAAGUGGAUGGCGGAGGUUCGGGAGAACUUACCCACGGUACCGGUGCUGGUGGUGGGCACCCAGACGGACCUCCGAGAGUCUGUUGCACAUCGGAGCAGCUGUGUUACCGUGGCAGAGGGGCGGCAGGUGGCUCAGCAAGUGCACGCCAAAGGCUACCUGGAGUGUUCGUCCUUGACCAAGCGAGGGGUCCAACAGGUUUUUGAGUGCGCCGUGCGGACAGCCAUGCGCCAUAGCAGGAAGCAGGCCAGACGACGAAUGUUCAGCAUGGACCAGUGCAAGGUCUUUUGA